AUCUUAGGAACAUUAUAACCUUAGAAUAGCUGCUAGCCUCUGAAUAAUAGAUAACUUCCCUUUCGCGGGACAACUCGAUUUCUCACUCUUUUCUCUUCUUUCCACUGAAGCUGCGCUUCAAAUAAUACGACAUGGUCGUCUUAGCCGCAUCCAUCUGCACUCGAGGCGGGAAAGCUGUCCUUUCGAGGCAGUUUCGUGAGAUGCCCAGAUCGCGAAUCGAAGCACUUCUAGCAUCCUUCCCCAAGCUCGCCGAUUCCGGAACCCAGCACACGACCGUCGAGCAGGACAAUGUUCGCUUCGUCUACCAACCCCUCGACGAGCUCUACAUGGUUCUCAUUACCAACCGCCAGUCCAACAUCUUACAGGAUAUCGACUCCCUUCACCUAUUUGCCCAAGUGGUUACUAGCACGUGUAGGACCCUUGACGAGCGGGAGAUUGUUAAGAAUGCCUACGAACUUCUCAGCGCCUUCGAUGAAUUGGUCUCUCUCGGUUACAGGGAAAAUCUCACCAUCAGCCAGAUCAAGACCUUCUUAGAAAUGGAAAGUCACGAGGAGCGUAUCCAGGAGAUUAUCGCGCGAAAUAAGGAACUUGAAGCCACCGAGGAGCGUAAGCGAAAGGCUAAGCAACUGGAGCUGCAACGAAAAGAAUCCGCGAGGAGUGGCCGUCCUGGCGCGCCUCGAACGCCGGUGUACCCGACAUACACUCCCCCUACCCGACCCACGCCUGUAGAUACGUACGAUACUUACGAGGCUGAGAAGAACAAGACACAUAAGACAACCGUGAUGAAGGGCAAGGGAAUGCAGCUAGGCAAGAAGUCGAAAACAACAGAUAUGUUCGAGCGCGUCCGGGGGGACAUGGGAGCUGAAGUAGACGAGUCACCGCUAGUACCAUCCGCUCCCACCCCUGUUGCCGAACCCGCCGCUCCACGGAUUUCUUCCACAUUAGAUCGCGACGCAAUCCACGUCACUCUAAACGAGUCUAUUACUGCGAAGCUAUCGAGGGAAGGUUCGCUCAAUUCUUUGACUGUGACCGGCGACCUAAGUCUCAGAAUCUCGGAUCCUAGCUUAACUAAGAUCAAGCUCGAUCUUGCGGCGAACGCAUCCCACGGUGCUCAGUUCCGAACUCAUCCAAACGUUGACCGCGGCCUUUUCACAAGCUCGAAGGUCAUCCAGAUGAGCAAUGUAGCCCGUGGCUUCCCUGUCAACAAUGCCGUCGGCGUUCUGAGAUGGCGAGCUACGCCAAAAACGGAUGACACAAGUGCUUUGCCCAUUAGCUUCACGGUUUGGGUGAAUAAGGGAUCAGGAGGCAACUUUACGAUCACAGUCGAGUAUGAGCUCACAGGAGGUGACACUCUAAAGGAUGUUUCCGUGGUCAUCCCGUACGCUACAAGCGAACCGUCUGUGUCUAGUUUUGAUGCUACAUACGAAGUAUCGGGAGAUAGCCUCGAAUGGACUAUUGGUACAAUCAGUGACGAUAACCCCAAUGGCUCAUUUGAAUUCGAUGCUCAGGCGGAUGACGAAAAUGAGUUCUUCCCUAUGCAAGUACGGUUCUCGAAGACGACUCCUUUUAUUGACGUUGACGUUACGUCAGUGUCGUUGGUAGAAGAAAAUGAAGAGGUGACAUUCUCCAAAGAUAUCAGAUCGGUAGCUGAUUCGUAUUUGGUCGAGUAAAGGCACUUUUGGGUGGGUACUGACGAAUCAAGUAUGAGAUGACGGCCACUAAAAGGAGUUGUUAUGUGAUGUUAUAUAGAGCAAUGGUCUAAAUAGAGCAUGCUGCUAGUAAUGAAUUGUGAAUGCAUUGUGUUCUCUUCUUAA
Molecule: messenger RNA, 1814 nt
Organism: Annulohypoxylon maeteangense
Lineage: Eukaryota; Fungi; Ascomycota; Sordariomycetes; Xylariales; Hypoxylaceae
Exons: 5
Coding region: 132-1670 (512 amino acids)
Biological process (GO): Golgi localization; endoplasmic reticulum to Golgi vesicle-mediated transport; retrograde vesicle-mediated transport, Golgi to endoplasmic reticulum
Cellular component (GO): COPI vesicle coat; cytosol
Source: RefSeq, a predicted model, not a curated record